AUGUCUAGUCACGAACAAUUCGUAAGUACAAAGACUGGAUGUGAGCAAUAUGAGAUAUUUGCCGUGCUUACGAUUGCGCCUUUUGCAAUUCUUCUACGAAAUUUGGCUCUUCCAUGGAUUUUCUUAGGACGACGUUUUACCUACAAUGAUUGGGGACUCGGGUUGAAAUUCUUUCUCGACUUUGCUGUGAUAGUGCUACCGUUUAUGCUAGCAUUGAGUUUCUUUGCUGCCAGCUCUCUAUUUAUUCUUCUUAUUCUAAUGUUAUGCAUCUUGAUGUUACUUUUAUUCGUUUUUCUUGAAUUUACGCUAUUCAUGAGAGAGCGACCACCAAUAAAGGGUCUCUUGCAAAAAAUCAUUGAAGAGCACCAUCAUCCAACGACAUUUUUGACAUAUUUAAGGAGCUUGGUCUUGAUUUUUACAAAUAUCGCAAUAUUGGCCGUCGAUUUUCCCGUGUUUCCAAGAAGAUUCGCAAAGACUUCGCACUAUGGACACAGUGUUAUGGACGUUGGAGUGGCAGCUUUUAUUUACAUUCUCGCCGUUGGCCGACAACUGAAGACACAAGGAAUGCGCGAUCGACAAGAGAAACGUGGAGGUAGGUUUCGUCGAGCUUUUGCAUCCUCAACCGCCUUCUUGAUAUAUUUGGGCAUUGGAAGAACUCUUCUAAUAAAGGGGCUUGGCUACCCUGAAGUCGUCUCAGAGUAUGGUCUGCAUUGGAAUUUCUUUUACACUUUUUUCAUCGUUCAGGUAGUAGCAAAAUUUCUGCCAAAACGAUUCCACGCUCUACUUGCCAUCUUAUUUGCCACGGCACAUCAACUUUUGCUCAGCUCGGGUUAUGAGGAAUGGGCGUUGUCGGAGGAUGCCCCAAGGACGGAUUUCAUCUCGGCGAAUCGGGAGGGUUUUUGCUCGUUGCUGGGCUACAUUGCGAUGUACUACUUUGCGAGCUCAAUUGGCAAAUUCAUUACGUCAACCGGUUGUCGACUCCGUAACUGGAUCCAAUGCUGUGCGUACCUCUUCCUGCUCGCCGGCUUCUUCUUUGUGCUGCAAAAGGGCGCUGAGAUGGCGAUCGGAGCACCGAGCAGGCGAAUCACAAAUCUCUCCUACAUCUUUGCUCAGCUAUCCCUCUUCACUUACGGGUUGGCGAUCUGUCUCGGUGUGCAAGUGGUGGCGUUUAUUGGAUGGGCGGCUAAUGUGCCUCAUUUUGGAACGGAUGAAAACCCUUGGGAAGGCGUGCAACCGUGUCUCCUCGAUUCUGUCAACAAAAUGGGUUUCCUCUUCUUCCUUAUCGGGAACGUUUUUACAGAUCUUAAUCGCUAUCGAAAUUUUGUUUCAUGUUGGAGAGUAAAUGGUUUUGGAGGCGAAAGA
Mesorhabditis belari is the source of this 1362-nucleotide messenger RNA. The record is from the annotation of a GenBank genome assembly. Lineage: Eukaryota; Metazoa; Nematoda; Chromadorea; Rhabditida; Rhabditidae.